ACACACACACACUCACACACACACUCAGAGAGAGAAGACAGUCCCAUCUCUUCAUUCCCUGUCUGCUCAGUGUCUGAGACUGAACACAGUGAGUUUUGCUCCUCUCUGUAUCUUAAAGGGUUUCCAUGCAGGGACAGACAGUGGACUAAUACUGGGCCCAACAGGAAAAUGGUUCCAGUUAAACUCCUCAUUCUGGGAGCUCAGAACACUGGAAAAACAGCACUGUGUGUUCGUUUCAUAACCAAGCGCUUCAUUGGUGAAUACGACCAUAAGAAGGAGGUGACCUACCGAUGCAGUCGGGUGGUGGACCAGGAAGCUAUUGACCUGGAGAUCUUGGAUAUAGCCUGUAAGGAAAACUGUGUGGCUUCUUUGGAGUCCUCCAUCCGCUGGGCAGAUGGUUUCCUGCUGCUCUACUCCAUCACACAACGCCUCAGCUUCCUGGAGGUCCCUCAGCUCAAGAAACUCAUCGACCAGACCAAACAGAGUCUGGUUGUUCCCACAGUGCUGGUAGCCAAUAAGGCAGACUUGGAAAUUGGCAGGGAGGUGACAACAGAGGAAGGACAGAGACUGGCAAAGGACUUAAGGUGCAGUUUCAGGGAGCUGUCGGUCGCAGAAGCUGUUUUAGCUGUGGAAGCAGCCGUGUUUCAGCUCAUCAGGUUGGUGUUGGAUCAGCAGCGCCCUCUUCCUGACCGCCGCUCCUACAUGCUGACCGUUCGCCACGCUCUGACCAGGAAGCUAACCCGAUCUAAGACCAUGCAGUGGUGACCGCUGCAAACAAACAGUUCACUGGUUGUUAUAGUGGGACUUUUGAGAACACUCUUCACUUAUUUGGCUGUUUUCUAGCUUCAGUCUGGAGCUCCUGGCUUUCUGUAUUCAUGGUUGUUGAGGCCUGUGGGUGUCACUAAGGAUCAUGCAGGGAAAGUGUGCAACAUCACAGAAAUGCUUUGAUAUUAAAAGCAAAUAACUGUAGAUAAAAAGUGUGAGCUUGCCUGCCUUAGAGAGAUGACUGAACAUACAAACUCCAAUUUCAGUUUGCAGUUCUGUUGAUAUUACUGCACAGUUCCAUCUCUGAGGUUGGAUCUGGAUGAAU
Epinephelus moara (kelp grouper) is the source of this 1090-nucleotide messenger RNA. RefSeq lists its product as uncharacterized. Lineage: Eukaryota; Metazoa; Chordata; Actinopteri; Perciformes; Serranidae. The record is from RefSeq and is a predicted model, not a curated record. The transcript has 8 exons. Gene Ontology annotation, molecular function: GTPase activity; GTP binding. The coding region runs from base 169 to 765 and encodes 198 amino acids.